Messenger RNA from Mercurialis annua (annual mercury), 863 nucleotides. Its product is annotated as protein FAR1-RELATED SEQUENCE 5. NCBI's taxonomy places the organism in Eukaryota, Viridiplantae, Streptophyta, Magnoliopsida, Malpighiales, Euphorbiaceae. The record is from RefSeq and is a predicted model, not a curated record. The coding region runs from base 115 to 759 and encodes 214 amino acids. The transcript is spliced from 3 exons.
UGCUUAGCUCUCUCCAACUCCCACACCCAAAACAAAAUUAACUCUCCAAUCCAAACAAAAAUCCUUAAAAUCAAGAAAAAUAAAACCUUAAUUUAGGUUUGUAGCUUGUUUAAAAUGGAUGAACAACUUUCUACCAGUGAUGAUGGAGAAAUGGAUCAAAUUGUAGAGAGUUCCAACAUUAAAGAGGCAAAUACAAAUGAACAAAGUUCCGAUAUAGAACCGUACGUAGGUAUGGGAUUUGAAUCCGAAGAAGCUGCUAAGGUGUUCUACGAUGCAUACUCUACGCGCUUGGGAUUUGUUAUGCGCGUUGAUGCAUUUCGGAGAUCUAUGCGUGAUGGCAAAGUUGUGUGGCGUCGGCUUGUGUGUAAUAAAGAAGGGUUCCGUAAGCUACGGCCUAAGAGAAGUGAGAAUAGGAAGCCUCGGGCAAUAACACGAGAAGGUUGCAAAGCUAUGAUAGUUGUAAAGAAAGAGAAAACAGGGAAAUGGAUCGUAACGAGAUUUGUAAGGGAGCAUAAUCAUCCUCUUGUCGCGAUACCUCCAAAUGGUCGACGGAGUGUGCUUUUAUCUCAAGCACCGGAUGAUAAAGAUGUAAAGAUUCGGGAAUUGACUGCUGAACUACAACGAGAACGAAGGCGAUCUGCAGCUUAUCAAGAACAGCUGUGUGUGGUUUUGAGAGAUAUGGAGGAGCAUUCAACUUACCUAUCAAGAAACAUUGAAGACAUAGUGCAAAGCGUUCGAGAAAUCGAAAAUAAGAGGUAGACCGUUUUUUUCAAUAGAUUAUAUUAGCCUGUCUGUGUACAACUUCCUCUAAAUGCUAUGUAGGUUUUAAACAAGUUAAAUAAAAAGUAUAGUUAAACAACAUA